Molecule: messenger RNA, 2208 nt
Organism: Rosa rugosa (rugosa rose)
Lineage: Eukaryota; Viridiplantae; Streptophyta; Magnoliopsida; Rosales; Rosaceae
Exons: 5
Coding region: 1-2208 (735 amino acids)
Molecular function (GO): protein dimerization activity
Source: RefSeq, a predicted model, not a curated record
AUGGGAGCCAUAAAUUCUCCACAUAAUAUUGCCAUGCACAAGUGGGAGUCACUAAGAAACCCAUCUAAGCAUAUUGAAAGAGUGAUUAGCACACAAUCAUCACAAGAACUAGCAGAUAACCGACAACGGCUUAUUACUUCUAUAGAGAGUGUGAGGUUGUUGGCACACCAAGGAUGUGCUUUUAGAGGUCAUGAUGAAUCGGUCGUAUCAUACAAUGCUGGCAAUUUCACUGCAGUUGUGAAUUCCUUUGGAAGAAUGAAUAUGGAAGUUCACAAAGUCUUACAAAAUGCUCCUAGGAAUGCCAAGUAUACUUCUCCACUUAUUCAAAAGCAAAUUGCAAAUAUUCUUGGUAACAAAGUUAGAACUAAGAUUCGGGACGAAGUGGGAUCGGAGAUGCCAAGUUUUGCAUCCUUGUUGAUGAAGCGGUUGAUUGUUGCAGACACUUGUUCUCAAACUCUAAAAGAUGAGAUUUCCAAAGUCCUUACUCAAUAUGAUCUUCAAGUAGAAAAUAUGUGUGGCCAAGGAUAUGAUGGUGCUAGUAAUAUGCGAGGUGAAUUUAAUGGUUUACAAGCUUUGUUUCGUCAAGAGUGUCCAUAUGCAUAUUAUGUGCAUUGCUUUGCUCAUCGGUUACAAUUAACUUUAAAUGGUGCAGCUAAAGGGGUGCAUGAUAUUUGGGAGUUCUUUUCAACUCUAAAUUUGAUUGUAAAUUUUGUUAAUUCUUCUGCAAAACGGCAUUCAGCAUUAAGAGCUAUCAGAGAAGAAGAAAUUGCAUAUUUAGUAGCUGCAGGUGCACUUCAGACAGGUAGAGGGGCUAAUCAGACUUGCACUUUGCAACGGGCAGGGGCUACUCGUUGGGGUUCACAUCUUCGCUCUAUUUCAAGUUUGAUUAGAUUAUUUGGAGCUACCAAAACAACUCUUGCAGAUUUGGUUGGUAAUGGACCAAAUACAUUACAAGGAGAAGCAAAGAGUGCAUUGCAAAAAAAAGCCAUAGACAUCUUGAAUGCUCUAAAUUUUCUUUCAAUAACAAAAUCAAAACUUCAAGAUAUGAGAGAAGAUGGUUGGGAUGAUUUCAUUAUGAAGGUUGAAUCAUUUUGUUGUGAGCAUGAUAUUAUUAUGCCGGAUAUGUCUGCUCCUUACAAGGAAGGUACAAGGGCUUGUGAACAAGGUAUUACAAAUGAGCAUUAUUAUCGGGUCCAUAUACUAAAUGUUGUGAUAGACUUUCAGUUGGCAGAGCUGGAUAGUACAUUUACAGAUAAUUCAUUGGAGCUCCUUGUUCUUAGUGCUACAUUUGAUCCACGUGAUAAUUUUUUAUCAUUCAAAUCUGAAGAUGUUUGCAAUCUUGCUUUGAAGUUUUAUCCUCAAGAUUUUACAUCAUAUGAUAUGCUUGCUCUAGAUAUGGAGUGUGGGUUGAUUUGUCUUGUGUUGACUCUGCCAGUUUCUACAGCAACAACAGAGAGAGCAUUUUCAUCUAUGAAUAUCAUAAAAAACAAACUUCGAAAUAAGAUUGAAGAUGAGUUUCUUGAUGACUUGAUGGUUCUUUACAUUGAAAAGCAGUUCGCCGAUAGUAUUGAUAAUGAUUCUGUGAUUGUUGAGUUUGAAAAAGGUACAAGGGCUUGUGAACAAGGUAUUACAAAUGAGCAUUAUUAUCGGGUCAAUAUACUAAAUGCUGUGAUAGACUUUCAGUUGGCAGAGCUGGAUAGUAGAUUUACAGAUAAUUCAUUGGAGCUCCUUGUUCUUAGUGCUACAUUUGAUCCACGUGAUAAUUUUCGAUCAUUCAAAUCUGAAGAUGUUUGCAAUCUUGCUUUGAAGUUUUAUCCUCAAGAUUUUACAUCAUAUGAUAUGCUUGCUCUAGAUAUGGAGUGUGGGUUUUUUGUAACAGAUAUUCAGAGGGAUCCAAGAUUUGCCAAGACAACUUCUGUGUCUGAUUUAUGUAGGCGGUUAGUUGAAUCUAGAAAGUCAUCAUUCUUUCCUAUGAUUUAUAGGUUGAUUUGUCUUGUGUUGACUCUGCCAGUUUCUACAGCAACAACAGAGAGAGCAUUUUCAUCUAUGAAUAUCAUAAAAAAUAAACUUCGAAAUAAGAUUGAAGAUGAGUUUCUUGAUGACUUGAUAGUUCAUUACAUUGAAAAGGAGUUCGCCGAUAGUAUUGAUAAUGAUUCUGUGAUUGCUGAGUUUGAAGUAAGUGGGCCUCGGAGGGUACGAUUCAGUUAG